Magnusiomyces paraingens is the source of this 1200-nucleotide messenger RNA. RefSeq lists its product as uncharacterized. Gene Ontology annotation, molecular function: 3-beta-hydroxysteroid 3-dehydrogenase (NADP+) activity. Gene Ontology annotation, biological process: ergosterol biosynthetic process. Lineage: Eukaryota; Fungi; Ascomycota; Dipodascomycetes; Dipodascales; Dipodascaceae. The transcript has 2 exons. The record is from RefSeq and is a predicted model, not a curated record. Gene Ontology annotation, cellular component: mitochondrial outer membrane; lipid droplet; endoplasmic reticulum membrane. Bases 1 to 1200 code for a protein of 399 amino acids.
AUGAGCCACAAGGUAGUAUUGAUUACUGGUGGCCAAGGAUAUCUUGGUCUAUCCAUUGCUAAGCGUAUCAUUGAUGAUACCCCUAAGGAAACCCGUCUUACCAUAAUUAUUACAUCACGAACCUUCCCCAAUAUUAAAAAUGCCAUCAAGGAACUCAAAGCCUAUGUUCUUAAAAACCACUUAGACCGUCCUGCACUUGUCGAAUUUGACUACGUGACGGUCGAUCUUGCUGAUAUGGUUUCAGUAUGUGCAGCUUUGCGUGAAUUGGAACUCCGGUAUGCUCACAUCGAUACAGUAGUUUUCAAUGCUUGUUUAGCACUCUACGAUGGAAUUGACUGGGUCCAGUCCUGUGUCCAAACUCUCCAGAAUCCUGUUGAAGCCUUUACUUAUGCACGAUACAAAAUCCAACGCCCAGUCAAACCAACCCGUGAUGGUAUGGGGUCUGUUUUCCAAGCAAAUGUAUUUGCGCCAUGGUUUAUUCUGCGGCGGCUCACGGGGCCUCGUCAAGUUUCUAAAGAUAAAUUGGAGGUGGAGAAAAUGGAAACUCCUGUUUUGGGAUCUGGGUCUAAAGUGUUUUGGAUCUCAUCACUAACUGCAGACACAAUGGCGAAAAGCCCAAGUGAGGGAGGACUUGACUUGGAUGAUAUAGACUUGUUUAAUACCCCAGAAUCUUAUGAAGCCUCGAAACGUGAAAUUGACUUGUUGCAUCAUGCUACAGCUCAGCUAUUAAAGGACCGUUAUGGCGUCACUUCAUUACUUGUACAACCUGGGAUUUUUAAAAGCACGUCGUUUGUUCCAACACUUAACGUGUUUGCAUAUGUUGGCAUGUUGCUUGCAUUUUACUUGUGUCGGUGGCUUGGUAGUCCCUAUCAUAACAUUGAUCCUUGGAAAGCUGCAAAUGCUGUGGCAACAUUAGAUGCAACCCCAAAUGAUCAGAUUAACUUGUUUACCAAGUAUGGCUCAGCUACUGACCGACGUGGAAGAGAAUAUGUAAUGAAGCAGGUUGUUCCUGGUCUUGAACAAGGCUUUGACGAAGAAGAAGCACAAAACUCAAGUGCAGAGACUGGGACUGGUGCCGGUGCCGGUGCCGGCCGGCGCAGUGCUGGAGAGGCAUACAAGCUGUAUUUGUACGUGGAAGCUCUUUACAAGGUAUGGGAAGAGCGGCUGGCCAAGCAAGUAGUUGAACGGUAUUUGUUUUAA